AUGUCUCGUUAUGGAGUUAACGUUCAAAAAUUUGUUGUAAUUAGUAAUCCUGAAGAAGCUAUUGAAGCUGCAAAAAGUUUGAAUGCUACGGAAUUUGUAGUCAAAGCACAGCUUCAUGCUGGCGGUCGUGGUAAAGGAACUUUUAGUAGCGGUUUAAAAGGCGGUGUUCACGUUACAAAAGACAUUGAAGAAGUGAAAUUUUUAUGCGAACAGAUGCUGGGACACAGGCUUGUUACUAAGCAAACUCCUAUAGAAGGAAUUUUAGUAAAAAAAGUGAUGGUCGCCCAAUCUUUUGGAGAAAUUUUGCAAGAAAAUUAUUUUGCGAUCGUUUUAGAUCGCAAUUACAACGGGCCAGUAAUGGUCGCCUCUCCGGAGGGCGGCGUGGACAUUGAGCACGUGGCCAUGAGAGCCCCAGAAAAGAUUUAUAAGGAACCAAUUAAUCUUGCAACAGGACCAAAACAAGAACAAACCUCAAGACUUGCUCGUUUAUUAAAUUUUCAAGGAGAACAAGUUGAAGAGGCGCAAAAGCAAAUGCUUUUUUUAUAUAAACUAUUCCUUGAAACUGACGCUACUCAGCUAGAAGUUAACCCUUUUGGUCUAACGCCUUAUGGAAAAAUUGUGUGUUUUGAUGCUAAAAUAACUUUUGACGAUAACGCGUACUUUCGUCAAAAGUUUAUAUUUGGGAUGAGAGACACCGGAGAUUCUCGCGAGAAUGAAGCCGAAAAGUACGGCCUGAACUAUGUAAGCUUAAAAGGAAAUAUUGGUUGUAUGGUUAAUGGCGCCGGCCUGGCCAUGGCUACUAUGGACCUUAUAAAACUGAAUGGAGGAGAACCCGCGAACUUUCUGGAUCUUGGCGGAGGCGUUAACGAGGAAAAUGUUGGAAAUGCUUUGAAAAUUCUUAUUAAAGACAAAAAUGUUAGUUCUAUUUUCUUGAAUAUUUUUGGAGGCAUCGUAAAUUGCUCUGUAGUGGCUAAUGGCGUAUUGAGAGCUUGCCGUUUUCAAAGUGUAAUUCCACCAAUUACUUUACGUUUAAAAGGCACCAAUGAAAUGGAAGCAAAGAGGCUACUCAGCCAAUCAGGAUUCAAUUUGAAACUGUUUGAAAAUAUGGAUGAAGCUUCCAUUAGUGCCAUUAAAGAUGCUUAUUGCAGUGGAAACGCUUCUUGUGUUAUUUAA
Molecule: messenger RNA, 1173 nt
Organism: Zophobas morio
Lineage: Eukaryota; Metazoa; Arthropoda; Insecta; Coleoptera; Tenebrionidae
Product: succinate--CoA ligase [GDP-forming] subunit beta, mitochondrial-like
Exons: 12
Coding region: 1-1173 (390 amino acids)
Biological process (GO): tricarboxylic acid cycle; succinyl-CoA metabolic process
Cellular component (GO): succinate-CoA ligase complex; mitochondrion
Molecular function (GO): ATP binding; succinate-CoA ligase (GDP-forming) activity
Source: RefSeq, a predicted model, not a curated record